GUUUAUAAGUGGGAGGAGAGAGAAGAGCAGCAUCUCUGCCAAAAAAACAAUGGCGAUUUCAGCUGAAUCCAUCACUCUCUGUCUUGUAACCUACGAAACCACCAAUGGCAACCCGCCAAGAAUCCCAUUCCUAAAUCCCCAAACCGCCCAAUCAUAAAAUUUUAGUAUUUUAUUCACUCCUCUGUCAUCUUGUAUAUAAUAAUCCCUCAAUCCAAUCGCUUACACAUUGGAUUGAUCAUUAAUAUACAUUAUAUAUAUAUAUAAAGAAAAACCCUAGAUGCGUUCGUCGUGUGUUGAUUUAAUCGCCACCCACCCACCCCCACUCACUCACAGUCGGUAUUAUAUUGGAAUCUAGUCAGAAAUGCUUUCGAAAAUUCGAUUAUUGAAGUUUUCAGUGGGCUUCUCUUUCUCUUCUCCUCCUCAAAAGAAGUAUUGUAUUCCGGAAGUAGUUACAUUUGCUGCAAAGCUUCGAUCGCAAAUGGGUUCGGCUUCGUAUGCCACGUCAUCUGGUUCAAGUUUGCUUUUCCGACAGCUUUUUGAGAAGGAGUCGUCCACCUACACUUACCUCCUCGCCGAUCUUUCUCAUCCUCAUAAACCCGCUCUGUUGGUUGACCCGGUGGAUAAGACCGUGGAUAGGGAUAUUUCUCUCGUUAAAGAGUUGGGUUUGAAUCUCAUUUAUGCAAUCAAUACUCAUGUACAUGCAGAUCACGUCACCGGUACUGGUUUGCUUAAGAGCAAAGUUCCGGGAUUGAAAUCUAUUAUUUCUAAAGCAAGCAAUGCAAAAGCGGACCUCUUUGUUGAAACUGGUGAUAAAAUCUGUUUCGGUGAUCUCUUUCUCGAGGUUCGUGCAACGCCAGGUCACACUCAGGGUUGCGUUACGUAUGUCACAGGUGAUGGACCGACUCAGCCUCAACCAAGGAUGGCUUUUACGGGUGAUGCUUUAUUAAUUCGUGGUUGUGGUCGGACUGAUUUUCAGGGUGGAAGUUCUGAACAGCUUUACAAGUCGGUUCAUUCACAGAUCUUUACAUUGCCUAAAGACACAUUUCUGUAUCCUGCUCAUGAUUACAAGGGGUUCUCUGUGACUACGGUUGGAGAAGAGAUGCAUUACAAUCCCCGCCUUACAAAAGAUGAGGAAACAUUCAAAACCAUCAUGGCAAAUUUGAACUUGUCGUACCCAAAGAUGAUAGACGUAGCAGUCCCUGCUAACAUGGUUUGUGGUUUGCAAGAUAUUGAAUCCAAAGGCUCGUAAAAUCUUGCUCCAGAGGUAAUGCCUGCCUGUCAUUCAAAAGUCGAGUAAUUUGUGCAAAAUUGUUAUCGGGAAAAUUGUGGGAAUUGUAUUUACAAGUGUUGAAUAAAUUUGCCUUUUAGUCUUUACAAGGAAGGGCUAACACAUUUACUGUACUGUGGUAAAUAUGUUGUUACUGAGAAGAUAAAUAUCCCUCUUGACUUUCAUCUCUAAAUUAAAAGAACUCUUGCAA
Erythranthe guttata (spotted monkey flower) is the source of this 1478-nucleotide messenger RNA. RefSeq names its product glyoxalase II 3 (gene GLY3). Gene Ontology annotation, cellular component: mitochondrion. Lineage: Eukaryota; Viridiplantae; Streptophyta; Magnoliopsida; Lamiales; Phrymaceae. Gene Ontology annotation, biological process: hydrogen sulfide metabolic process; glutathione metabolic process. Gene Ontology annotation, molecular function: sulfur dioxygenase activity. The record is from RefSeq and is a predicted model, not a curated record.